UUUCUAAAAACAAACCCGAUAAACGUGUUGCCUUCUCUUUCUCUAAAAUGCAAACCUUAAGCUCCGUCUGCCAUCUCCCCCAACGCUCCUCCUCUACCAGCUCCCCCAACGCUCAAACCCACGGCAAACCAAUGGAGAUCUCCUUCCUCAGACCCACAGCAAAGCAUCCAAAGACACCAUACCCACAGAUUCCUCAAUCAAAACCCACCACACCCACCAUACGGCCAUACCCACAAACCAAUAGAGAUCUCCUUCCUCAGACCCACGGCAAAGACCACUUCUCCUUCCUCCAAAAUGCAUACCCACCAACAAACCACCACAUGCAACCUCAAUUAUGUUGGUCGGCGAUACACCAUCACACCCAGCCCAGCCCAGUCGGCGAUACACCAUCACACCCAACCCUGCCUGUCGAAACUGGUCCACAAAGUCUUUUCCUCCAUUCAAAUCAAGGUCAAAGCAUAUUCCUUCGCCUUCCUUCAUCAAUAUAUAGCAUCGACUUUUCUUUGUGUUGCAGCUAGGACAAGAAUUCCUAACAUAUGGAAGUCAGAAACCAUAAGGAAGGUUUUUUCCAUCAAACGAAGGUUUGUCACAAUUCACUAGCACCAAUAUAAAUGCCAAUAAUGUAAAUGGUACAAUCCAUUUAUACUCCAUAUUGGAGACUAGAGAGAGUUGUGUAAUGUGUUCCUUCACUU
Molecule: messenger RNA, 692 nt
Organism: Quercus lobata
Lineage: Eukaryota; Viridiplantae; Streptophyta; Magnoliopsida; Fagales; Fagaceae
Exons: 3
Coding region: 48-518 (156 amino acids)
Source: RefSeq, a predicted model, not a curated record